Botrytis cinerea B05.10 is the source of this 924-nucleotide messenger RNA. RefSeq lists its product as hypothetical. Lineage: Eukaryota; Fungi; Ascomycota; Leotiomycetes; Helotiales; Sclerotiniaceae. The record is from RefSeq and is a predicted model, not a curated record. The transcript has a single exon. Bases 179 to 430 code for a protein of 83 amino acids.
GAUAUAUCGAAACAUUGUGAAGGACGACCUCGAAUAAUUGCAACAAACCUCUAGAAUUCCAUCAAGGGAUGAGGUCGACAUUCGUUACUCAUUCCAUUACUCGAAUUCAGCUCUUGGCUAGCGGCUGAUACAGUUGCAUACAAGCUCUGUAGGUAUGUGCUUGUACCAUAAGCAUUGAAUGAAGGAUUUAAGCCAUUCCAUCCCUCAUUCUUCAUUUUUUCUCAACACCGUCUCUCCAUUCCUCCAAAAUUCGAUAUAUCGAUAUGUGAAAGGACCGACCAUUCAUUUUUUACUCCCACAUCACUCUGAUUCGAGGGGCUCGUACUUGGCGACUACAUCUUUACCAACAACAACCAUUUCCUUACAGCUUCCGGAGAGAAACACGAACUGUGUACGAAUUCUCAGCGUCAUCGCCUAUUCAAUCGUUUAACGUCACCGAGAGACCUUUUGAUCUUCGUUCAAUAGGAGUCUUUUCAUAUAACAUGCCGUGGUUCUCAAUUCUUCCUGAAAGUUUAGCGUUUGUCGAAGUGUGGGCUAGAAACACGUUUGUAGGUAUCUGGUGCUAAGUACUUCGAUCACUGCACUAACAUCAUACAUAGUUUGUGCUGGGUAUACUGUGCAUAGGGCCCUGGCUAUUAACUCUCCUCUUCGAUAUUUUCUUCUACCUUUUCCGCUUAAUACACCAUGAAAUGCCUUAUUUUGGUGGGAGAGCAAGAGAUAGACCACGACCGCGUGCACCGAGCUUGAGCGAACGACCGAAUGGCCAAGGACGACCGAGAAUCUUGACAAUGCCUUCAGUGAAUGGGGCAGCCAAUAUAGCAGAAUUAUUAGAGGAAACAGCCGAGGGGAUGAAGAAGGGAAUAGAGGAAGCAGCGCAGCCACGAAAAGAUAGUGGCGCGAUAGUAGACGAUUGAACAGCAAACA